AUGCAGUUAGACGGCUCCCGCACCCAGGCGACGGCUCUGUCAAGCACUGGCAACUCGGAUCGCGCAAAUAAAUUGUGUUCUGAUCGUGAGCCACCCUCGAAAGAAAGCCUUGGUCGUCUUCUCGUUUGGCUGCCCUACAGGCAUCAAGGGGGCGCGCUCAAUCAAGACGACGAGGACGACACCCAGACCCCAACGCUGGAUUGGGCGGAGGAGAGCACAUUCUGCAAGAUCCAACGGGUCGCCUUCCUCAACCCGACCGACGUCUCCCACAACGCGGUGACCCAAGAUCACAGCAUCAUCCUCACUUACACCCUGUGGCGGACCUCAUACGGCAUAGGCGAGACACCUAUGCCUCUGCCCAUCCUGGACAUCACGACACAGUCGUGGUAUGGGGCACUGGAAAAUCCUUUUCCAAAAGCGCAGAGCGAAAUCGAGAUGGAUUUACCGUUGUCGCCCUCGGCUGGCGAAGGUCUGCAUGGCUUCCAUACGGGCAACGACAUGCUCGCCUACCACAUGUUGGCGCGGCUCGCCCGUAACGUGCGUACGCGAAUCGGCCCCUACGAAGAAUACGCCAAUGACGAGGAAGAGACACAGGACGCGGCCGACUUGGGCCCUCCGCCGCUCCCGGCGCCGGAUCGUCCUGAGAAGGUCUAG
This is a messenger RNA of Fonsecaea nubica, 654 nucleotides long. RefSeq lists its product as hypothetical. NCBI's taxonomy places the organism in Eukaryota, Fungi, Ascomycota, Eurotiomycetes, Chaetothyriales, Herpotrichiellaceae. The record is from RefSeq and is a predicted model, not a curated record. The transcript is spliced from 3 exons. Bases 1 to 654 code for a protein of 217 amino acids.